This is a messenger RNA of Poecilia reticulata (guppy), 1180 nucleotides long. It is a transcript of the gene dbx2, whose product is annotated as developing brain homeobox 2. Gene Ontology annotation, biological process: regulation of transcription by RNA polymerase II. The record is from RefSeq and is a predicted model, not a curated record. Gene Ontology annotation, molecular function: DNA-binding transcription factor activity, RNA polymerase II-specific; DNA binding. Lineage: Eukaryota; Metazoa; Chordata; Actinopteri; Cyprinodontiformes; Poeciliidae.
CAAUCGCAUCACAGCCCUGGAGCAAAGUACAGGCCCGAAAGAAGACGACCAAAAAACUUUUGUCUUCCUCAGAGUUUAAUGAAGUUGGCCCGGGUCACCCAGAGAAGGAUUAAAACGGGAUCCAGAGUCACCGAACUGCGACUGCUGAGGAGGGAACCGGAGUGAAGGAUGGUCUCGGUUCAGAGCUGCAGCAGAAGGAACAUGGCUGCAACUUUACCAGGGUUUGGAAGCUCCGGAAAGAGCUUUCUGAUCGACAAUCUUUUGAAAUCACAAAGUCCUCCUGUCCAUCCGGAGGGAACAGCGUGUGGACACCUGAGACAAGCCGCAUGUGAACGCCCCAGGAGACCCUGGGGCCAGGAGCGUGGAGCCCAUCAGAGCCUGAGCCCCCCACAGGGAAAAAUCAUGGGUGGUCCACUUCUACCGUGCUCAGGUGUCCUGAGCGGCGUCUUCCUGCAGACCCCGCCGUAUCUGCUGGCAUGCUGCGGUGGGUCCAGCCCCCCUCCCGUCUUCUCCAAAGGAGGAAAUGUUCAAAUAUGGUCGUCGAAUUCAAACCCCAAAUCCCGCAGAGGGAUCCUCAGGAGGGCUGUUUUCUCCGAAGAACAAAGAAAGGAACUGGAGAGAACCUUUCGGAGGCAAAAGUACAUCAGCAAAAUGGACAGGAACAAACUGGCAGCUGAUCUUAGCCUGAAGGAAUCACAGGUGAAGAUCUGGUUCCAGAACCGUCGUAUGAAAUGGAGAAACCACAAGGAGAAAGAGGUUCAUAGCAUCCGCUCCCCGAUGGAUGAGCUAUUGGCCAGAGGCCGUCCUCCUCAGGACGAAGUCCAAACGUCCCACAAUCACGCGGACAUGAAAACAGACGGCUCAGCGCCACAGAAGAGCGCCAGAGACACAUGAAUGAGCCGAUGCUGAGCAAGUGACUUUCUCAUGUCUGCAAAAUUCUCUGCAAAGACUCGAAUACUGACGGUACACACAAUGUUGUACAGGCUAACACUGAAAAUGCAUCUAAAGGUCAAAUGAGCUUUGUAUACAAUUACAUAAAAUUGUGAAAAUCCAUUCUAGAAACCUUCUUCUAAUUCUUUUUUUAAGCCAGUUCCAUGUAGGUAAUAUUUUCCUCAAUGUCUUGAAUGGAUGGACAAGUUGUAAAUUAAAUGUUUUAUUAAAUCGUCACAUUGUAAAAUAA